CUCGACUCCUUCGUCCAUCCCGUUCAUUUCUAUCGCUUUUUUUUUUCUCUCCUCUGAAACGCGACAGGCACACUCUCUUCUGACACUCCCAUUCGAUUGUUGCGCCGCGAGCGCUGCCCCUUUUUCAGUCAUGGAUAUCCAGGAGACCCAGCGUCUCCUUUCGGAGUACCUCCAUGAACUAGCAAACCUGUUCCAUCAGCUCCCCGGAUCUGCCAUUUUCCUCCGCUAUGUGAAGUCGAGUUAUCAAGAUGACCCUGUCCGGUCGAUGGUCGAAUUGUUCCUUUUCCUUUUCGCUGUGCGGUAUUUGCUUGCGCCCAAGUAUUCGACGAAGCCCGGUGUUGUUCAACUUUCGGACGAUGAAGUUGAUGAUCUGGUGGAUGAAUGGACGCCGGAGCCGUUGGUGGGAAACCCCACGCCUCUGGAGGAGAUGGAGGUUGAGAAGAGGACUGUUAUUGUUGGUCCCGUUGGCCCCAAGUCGAAGUUGUCGAACGGUCGCACCGUCAUGAACCUCGCAUCCGUCAACUUCUACAACUUCAACACGAACGAAUCGCUCAAGGAGAAGGCUAUCCAGACUCUUCGUAAUUACGGUGUUGGUCCCUGCGGUCCACGUGGAUUCUACGGUACACAGGAUGUACACAUGAAAACUGAAGCGGAUGUUGCGUCGUAUCUCGGUACUCCCGCCUGUAUCAUCUACGCGCAGGCGUUCUCAACCAUCUCCAGUGUUAUCCCGGCGUUCUCGAAGCGUGGUGAUAUCAUUGUUGCGGAUAAGGGUGUUAGCUUUGCUGUUCGGAAGGGUAUCCAGAUUUCUCGGAGUAUUGUGCGGUGGUAUGAACAUAAUGACAUGGAGGAUCUGGGGAGGGUUUUGGCCAAGGUUACCAAGGAGCAGGCUAGGAAGCCGCUCACUAGGAGGUUUAUUAUCACUGAAGGUAUUUUUGAGGCCCACGGUGAUGUGGUGAAUUUGCCCAAGAUUAUCGAGCUGAAGCUUAGGUACAAGUUCCGACUUAUCCUCGACGAGACGUGGUCGUUCGGUGUCCUUGGACGGACCGGCCGCGGCGUGACGGAACACCAGAACGUUGAUGCAGCGGAGGUUGAUAUGAUUGUGGGAUCGCUGGCCGGCCCACUCGUCGCAGGCGGAGGUUUCUGCGCUGGUUCGGAGGAAAUCGUCCAUCACCAGCGUAUCUCUGCGGCCGCAUACACAUUCUCUGCCGCCCUGCCCGCCCUUUUGUCCACGACUGCCAGUGAGACGAUCAACCUUCUACAAAACAACCCCGAUAUCGUCUCUCAACUGCGGGAACAAACCAAGGUUAUGAGGGCACAGUUGGUUCCUCGCAGUGACUGGGUUUAUUGCACCAGCGCUUUGGAGAACCCUAUCAUUAUUCUGCCUCUUAAGCCUGAGGUAGUCGCCGCAAAGAGGUUGUCGUUUGAGGACCAACAGUUUUUGUUGCAGGAUGUUGUUGAUGAGUGCACGGCAAAUGGCGUCCUCAUAACCCGUCUAAAGUUUCUCGAUGACAACUUUGAACCCAGGCAGCACCUUCUCCCGGCCCUGAAGGUUUGCGUGACCAUCGGCCUCACCCGGAAAGAAAUUGAGAAGGCAGGGACAGUAAUCCGCCAUGCUAUAACGAAAAUCGUCAACAGGAAGAAGUAAUGUCUUACCGUUUAGACUGCAAAAACGGAGUUUGUUCAUGACAUUCAUGUUGCCAUGAUUUGCCCUGGGUUUCAUUAAGGUUGCGUUUGCUUCUUUCUUUUCUGCCCACUUUUGCUCACCUUUAAUUCCUGUCUAUUAUUAUCGACCCUACAUACACUAUUUGUAUAGAAUGUCCACAAAGAGGAUGGUUUGGCUAUCCCUUUGCACAGUGGCCGCCUUGUACUAAAACACCGACUCUUUUGAUUCUGUUGGCGAGUCUUGUUCAGCUUCGCAUCUGUUUUGGUCUUGUUUUCUUCUUGCUUUCGUCGUGGGCAUUAUUAGACUUAAUUCAUAUAUCUUUAAUACGG
This is a messenger RNA of Aspergillus glaucus CBS 516.65, 1992 nucleotides long. RefSeq names its product serine C-palmitoyltransferase subunit lcbA (gene lcbA). The record is from RefSeq and is a predicted model, not a curated record. Bases 131 to 1645 code for a protein of 504 amino acids. NCBI's taxonomy places the organism in Eukaryota, Fungi, Ascomycota, Eurotiomycetes, Eurotiales, Aspergillaceae. Gene Ontology annotation, biological process: sphingosine biosynthetic process; ceramide biosynthetic process. Gene Ontology annotation, cellular component: endoplasmic reticulum. Gene Ontology annotation, molecular function: pyridoxal phosphate binding; serine C-palmitoyltransferase activity. The transcript is spliced from 4 exons.